CUAAAACCCCACUAGAGAAAACGCAUUGUUUUGUUUGUGUUUCUUUCUGUUCAACGAAAGCGAGGACGUUUCUCUCACUCACCACGUGCUGGUAUAAUGGAGGGCGCAGCUGCAAAUCAGCUUCCUGAAGUAGAUUCAUUGCCAGAUGGGUUUGUUGAUAGCCCCACAGAAGCUCUAGCUCCUGCAACACCAACUUUAGAACAAGAAAACUCGCUUGGUGAUUACAAGGAUGAGGGUUUUGUGGAAUUAGAUCAUUCAAAUGAAUCGACACAUGAGUUGGCAUCAGAAGAGUUUCAAACAAGCAAGGGUAGGACAGAGAAGACUCAGAAACUGAGAACUUUUCCUGUUCCAUUAUCUGAAAUGGAUAAUUUCGAUGCUUCAGUGGACUUAAUCAAAAUGCCUAAUAAGGGUUCAGUGGAGGAAACAGACGGUAUGCCGGCCAUGCCUACAGCAGUUGCUUCAGUUUCGGAGGCUUCAGCUGGGAUAUCUGGAUGCAGCGAGGUAAAAGGCCAAGUUCAAGGGGAAUGUCAAAAUACAAAGAGAUGUAAUUAUAUUCAACUUGAAUGCAAUUUCCUACUUUUCCUUCUAAAUAAUACACUGCAUAUAAGUGUUUGUGGCUGCCCGUUUUACCUUUUUAUCGGGAGAAUGUACAGCACACUGACUUGAUACAGCAUAUUAGAUCAGAUGCUUUAUGAAGCAUUAUGGUAAUUUUGCAGAAAGAAUGUACGGGAAACUCCAAAAAGUAAGAUGAGGUGGUUUUUCCCUCCACCCUGGGAGGUAGGG
Messenger RNA from Pistacia vera, 783 nucleotides. RefSeq lists its product as uncharacterized. The transcript is spliced from 2 exons. Bases 97 to 666 code for a protein of 189 amino acids. NCBI's taxonomy places the organism in Eukaryota, Viridiplantae, Streptophyta, Magnoliopsida, Sapindales, Anacardiaceae. The record is from RefSeq and is a predicted model, not a curated record.